CCCUUGGUUCAUCCCACUUCGUGCUUAAUUCAGCCUUGCAUCUACACAACCUACUUUACACUCAUUCAUCCAGCACUUCAUCAAAAUGGGUGGCGGCGACUUGAACAUGAAGAAGUCCUGGCACCCGCUUCUGUUGAAGAAUCAGGAGCGGGUCUGGCUCGAAGAAAAGAAGGCUCUUGAAGAGAAGAAAAAACUAGACCAACUCCGCAAGGAAAAGGAAGAAGAACGGCAACUUCAAGAACUGCAGAGACUUCAAGAAGAGAAAACGGGCAAGAAACGGACGGAGAAACUUGAAUGGAUGUACACGACUCCGGCGACGGGCAGCAGUCAGAAUCCAAAUGAUCUAGAGGAUUAUCUCCUUGGGAAGAAAAGGGUGGACAAGAUCUUAACAGCAGAUGACAAUGCUAAGCUUGGUGCCUCUCACAAGAACUUCAUCGCUGUUCAAAAUGCCAACAACGCCCGUGACAUAGCCGCGAAAAUCCGCGAAGACCCUCUACUUGCCAUCAAACAGCAGGAGCAGGCGGCUUAUGAAGCACUAAUGGCUAACCCUCUUCGCCUCAAAGAGAUGCAGGAGCGCAAUGGUAUCAAGCCAAAGAAAGAUAAGAAACAGAAGAAAUUAGAGAAAGAGGAAAAGAAGCGAUUAAAACUGGAGCGUAAACAAAGACGGGACAGAUACUCGCGCUCACCGAGUCCCUUGGACGAUCGCAACAGGUCGAGGUCUCGCUCUCCAAACCGGUAUAGUGGAUCCCAUCGCUCCCGUAGUCGAAGUCCCUUUCAUAGACGUCCCUCACCGUCACCGUUCCGCUCUCACUACGAUGAACGAAGCAGCAGCGAAAACGAAUAUCCUUCACGACGCCAUACAGGCCGCAGUCCUUCACCUCCAUAUCACCGCCGUUACGAGAGCCCCCCUCGCGACUCGCGUCGGCGUCACUAUGAUGAACCGUCUCAGAACGACAGACGUCGACCCGUGUCUUAUGAUAGAUCUGAAGAACAUGGGAAACGUGCACGCAGUUCAAGUAGGGAGAGGUAUGAUCGUCACAUUCCUGCGAAACGAAUACGCACGAGUCCGCCUCCUACCCGUUUAUCUGACAACCGUGCUGCUGAAAACCGUGCAGCUCGGCUGGCUGCCAUGACCGCUGAUGCCACUACAAUGAGUAGCGAACGGAAGGAGCGUCUGGCGCAAAUGUUGGAGAAAGAGAAGGCUGAUCAUGCGGAGGAGGAGGAGGCGAGGGCCAAGUCGAAGGGCAUGGGAGGGUUCUUGAGCCAGGAGUCAAAGAAGGUGUUUGGUGGUUCUGGUGGGCUAGAGGAUAGGAUCAGAAGGGGUCGUGGCGGUAUGGUUGUUGAUGCCGAUUAAUUGAUACCUUACGUCUGUAGUCAUUCAAUGAGGUUUUAUUUAAACUAUCCCUAUCAUGUACAAUUCAGUUGAUCCUUGUGAAAUUUGGGGUGCAAAAAAAA
Messenger RNA from Desarmillaria tabescens, 1455 nucleotides. RefSeq names its product Pre-mRNA splicing factor-domain-containing protein. Gene Ontology annotation, cellular component: U2-type spliceosomal complex. Lineage: Eukaryota; Fungi; Basidiomycota; Agaricomycetes; Agaricales; Physalacriaceae. The record is from RefSeq and is a predicted model, not a curated record. The transcript is spliced from 3 exons. Bases 86 to 1354 code for a protein of 422 amino acids. Gene Ontology annotation, biological process: mRNA splicing, via spliceosome.